Molecule: messenger RNA, 1506 nt
Organism: Talaromyces rugulosus
Lineage: Eukaryota; Fungi; Ascomycota; Eurotiomycetes; Eurotiales; Trichocomaceae
Exons: 2
Coding region: 1-1506 (501 amino acids)
Molecular function (GO): protein binding
Source: RefSeq, a predicted model, not a curated record
AUGGCUAAACGAAAGAGAGAAGCUGCUGCCACUGCUAAGGAGCAAGUCUCUAUUGAGCAGCCUCGCAAGGCCGUCAAGGCCACGACUACUGCUGAAUCUCCCGACAAUGCCGCUAUUGCUGGUACCAUCCAGAUCGUCACCGGUUCUUAUGAACGAGUUCUACACGGAUUUACUGCAGCCCUUCCUAUCCAGCCACCGGAUCUGACUUCUGGCGAGAGCGAAAAGGUAGACUCGUCUGCAACGGUGCAUUUUGCAGAUACGUUUCUUUUCCAGGCGCAUACAUCGGCAAUUCGAUCAUUGGCGCUGUCACCACUCAGCAAUACGGAUCCAUCGCAGCCUCAGAACCUGGUGUUAGCCAGCGGCGGUUCCGAUGAGCGGAUCAAUUUAUAUUCUCUGUCCUCGUCUCCUCCUCUCGUUAGUGACCGGUUCCCCUCGGUUCCGACUCUGGCAGGAAACAAGAUCUUGGAGAACCCGAAAAAUCGAGAACUAGGGUCUCUCCUCCACCACUCAUCCAGCAUCACCGCGCUGAACUUCCCCUCCAAAUCAAAAUUAUUAGCGGCGGGCGAGGAUAAUGUCAUAUCCGUAACCAGAAUACGCGAUUGGAAUGUGGUAUCUACAAUCAAAGCACCCCAACCCAAGUCUCAGGGAAGACCCAGUGGAGAUACCGCACCUUUCGGAAGCGAGCCCUGCGGGGUCAAUGCGUUUGCUGUGCAUCCAAGUAUGAAGUUGAUGCUGAGUGUCGGUCGUGGUGAAAAGUGCAUGAGAUUGUGGAAUCUAAUCACGGGGAAAAAGGCUGGUGUGCUUAAUUUUAGCAGGGACAUAUUGCAGUCCAUCAAUGAAAACAAGCGAGGAACCGGCGAAGGACGAGGAAUUGUUUGGGACUCUCAAGGAGAGGAGUUUGCUGUUGCCUUUGAAUGGGGCGUCGUGGUAUUCGGAGUGGACUCCACACCCAAGUGCAGAGUUCUUCCGCCCAGUCGCACUAAAAUCCAUCGUAUUCGCUACUUUGACUUUAGCACAAAGAAGGAUGGCACAAACGAACUACUAGCUAUUUCAACCGAGGAUGGCCGGGUGAUUUUUUAUUCCACUAAAGAGACGAGCGAAGCAGAUGACUCAUCGAUACCCGAUGCUAAGCUAAUAGUCCAAUUAGGCGGAAAGGCCAGUGGUCUUUCAGGACGUGUCAAGGACUUUGAGAUUCUCGAUCUUGCGGAUAUUGAGAACUGGAAGCACCAUUUCGUACUACUGACUUGUGGUAGCGAUGGGGCCGUCCGUGUAUGGCUACUUAAGACUCAAUCCAACGCCAAUGCGAAGAAGCAGGAGGCAAACAAAUCCAGCGAGAUAGUCUACCGCCUUCUCGACACAUAUGAGACUGGGAACCGCGUAACCUGCUUGGCGUCAUUUGUGAUGCAGCGACCACACGCACUGGAUGGAAUCGAUGGUUCGGAUCUGGAAUCAGAUGAUCUAGAAGAGGAAGAGGCGGCUAGCAGUGACGAAAGUGAUGAGGAGUAA